UAGGCUUCUUGUGCAAGUCUGCUUGCAUAGUUGAAGCAAAACAAAAUGUUUAAAAUAUAAUACAGUAGUUAAACAAAAUGUUUUGAUUAAUAUAAGUGUAUUCAAGAAAAGCUAAAGUAAUUUUUCCUGAUGGAAUGCCUCACUAACUGGUUUCCUGAUUAGAUUUUACUUUGGAUAUCCAAGGCAAGUUCAAGAUUUCUUGACUGCAGAGGAAAUCCACAGAAUUUUGUCUUCUGUGUAUGGUUGAUGGGCUGUCUUGGUACAGGUGAAGGUGAGAUUCUUUCCUCAGCUUGCAGCUCUGUGGUGGUCAGGAUUGGUACCUGCAGCAAGCUCAGAUUUUCAGCAUUCUGCUGUAAGUGCUGUGUCUUAACACUUUCUGAGAAUUUUUUUUCCUUUUGCCAGUUGCUUCCUCUAGCCUAUAGUUGAAGCACUGGAUUAUUUUAGACAGGAAAGAGAGGGAGUAGACAAAAAUAGUGGGGUGAGAAUGAAGAUAAUGUGUAUUCUCAUUCUUCCCUCAGUGCUGUUUCAUGGAUAAAAUGUUGGGGAAAGUAUUAAACAGUGACCUCUUUUAUUCUCUUUGUAAACUGUAGUAUUACUUCAUAGAUUUUAAGUGUUUCUCUAGUUAUUAAUCAAGUUUAUAAUCACAAAUAUAUGGAACUUCCUGCAUUUCAGGAGAAGGUAAAACUUACAUCAUUAUUAAUUUAAAAUCAGUUUGACACAAAUAAUUUUCUGUUUCAAGUGCAGCACCUUUGACAAUGUCAUGAGUGAAGGUGAAGGAUUUUAGAGCAGAUAAAACAGGAUUGACUGCAGAGCAGUUGUUCACAGUGGCUCUUGGGCUGACUAGUUUGACUAAGCAGGUUAUAAAGUGACAAAUUGUUAGCCACACUGUAAUUUUCUCAUCUAGGCAGUACCAUACAGAGAUAGACAUAAUGGCAUGCUUUUGAUAUCAACAGUAGUGCUGCAUUUUAAUCGUGUAUGCAUGUCCUUCAGUCCAGCAUCCUGUUUAUCUUCCCACAGCUGCACAUCGUGUUAGUGGUUAGAAAUUAAUACUAAAAAAAGAACAAUAACUGCUGCUUUCCUGAUUAGUGUGUUGCAGCACCUUUUCACAGAACAGUAAUUUCCUGGUAUUACUUAGGGAUUUGCCCAAAUUAAAAGCUAUAUAAUUAUCUACUUUUGCUAUCCAAGUGCGGUCAAUUAAUGCUAGCAUUUUUUUUUGUGUUUGACAUUUAUGCAUUGGCAAUAUUUUUCAUACUUUGUAUUCUUACUGCCCAUUUAUCACUCAUCCAUCCUAGUGCAUUUUCAUUCAUUUAUUAAGAAAUCUUGCUGUUUCAUAAAAUAGGUUAAGGACUUCUGUCUUUAAACUGUUUAAUAUCACAGUGGGACUGGUAACAUUCAGGCAAUAAGGAUGCACCUGUGGAGUUACAGUGUCUCCAUAUAUAAUACAUGAGGAAAGUGUGCAUAGACACACAGUAGCUCUAACAGGAAUAGCUUUUUGAAAAACACACAAGGACUUGAAGUUUCCUGGAGGAAAAUUUUAUUUGAGCUAGUGUGAGACAUGAGAUGUGACAGUAACCUGGAUGAGUAAAUUCACAAAUGUCAUGAUUUUCCUACUCUCAUAGUUCAGUCGUAUUUGCUCUUGUCUACAUCUACAUUAAUGGUUUGUUUGUGAACAUACAGCUGCAAGAGGACUCUUCAAGACUGAGUUGAGUUUUACUAGAAGUGCCCUUGGUCCCUAAAAUAGUGCCUAGUGAAUAUGGUCAGUAGCAAUAUUCUGCCUCUUAUUUUUUGUGGAAAAUGUGUGGACUACCACUAUCUAGGGUUCUGCAUUUGGAACUCUUCAGCAUCUAUUGUAGUUGCUGAUGCUGAAGUGUCUAAAGUAGUACUAUGUCCCCUUCUCCUACCUAUAUCUGUCUCCUUGUCUAUCUGGAAAUAAUUAGCUUGCUUACUGCAGUAUAAAGCCAGUAUUUUACAGUAUUUUGGAAUGUCCUUCUUUGAUAAUAUUGAGAGUUUUUAAUGAUUUCUUUAGAAAAGUAGGUAUCUUUUUUUAUUCCUACAGUUGUGUGUAUUUUAGUAGAACACAACACCAAAAGAUGCUAAAGUGUGAUGGGAACAUUUAUUCUCUAGUAAGGAUAUGGAAAUAGAUUUUGGAAACAUUAAAGUGUCAGUGGUCAGCCUAAUUUGAAGUAAUACCUAACUGUAACCACAGGUAGCAUUUGACACCAUGUUGAAAGCUAAGUACUCCCCUUCUACAGGUGUGUGUUUUUUCCACCUUGUCUGUCAUGCUUGAAUGAGAGAUUGCCAAGUUUACUUUUACUCAAAGUGAGUGCUUUUCAAUUGUGGUCCUUGAGGAUAAGCUUGUUUUUGGUGGACCUUCCUGUGUAGAGUGGUACCAUUCUAAAGUACAGGAGACUCUACUGAGCUUAAAAUAUGAAGUAUUUUAUUGUCUCUUCAUUUUGGUUUCUGGUAAUGAGUGGUUUUCAUUUUUACCCCUUUGAAUCAAAUAUGUUCAUGUAUUAUGAGGAAAGGGUUAAGAGGUUCUCCAGGUUUCUAAUCAUUAUGUAAAUGAAUGUCUGCUUUUUCUCAUUGUGUAUCAAGUCUGAUAUGUCAGCCAGUAUGAGUUCUGCCAGUUAGAUAAUUGGCAUUUUGUGAGUGUAAGUACUUACAGUAUGCAAUUAUAAAUCUUCAUUAGGUUAUUAUAGAGUUUUGCCUCUGUCAUUUGGUAAAAUUAGUUAGAAAUUUUAACUUUUCUCUCAAAAAGUUGUCUAUACAUAAUGUUAGUAAAUGGCAAGAAAGUACCUAAUAAAAUGUCAUGUUUUCUUCAGGAUAGUUAUGUCCUCAUUUAUAAAGUUAGAAUUUUGUACAUAAUUACUUGUACAUCCUCUUUUCUUUAUAGAGAUGAUACACUGAAGCUAUUUUAUCUUCCCCUCUAUUUUUUUUAAUCCCUCUAGUUAAAGGCAUGCUUACCCACACCUCUAAUAGACUAUUAGCAUUUAAAGGAGCUCUUUAAAUUAUGAUUUUGCAGUUGUCAUCAGUGUUUGGCCUUGGAUUUAUUUAGCUUGCCUGACAGGUAACAGUGCAGUUUUAAUGAUAAGAGUGAAAAAUGUGACUUUGGUCUUAGUCUGACUAUCAGAGUCUGCAUAAUUCAGAAGGUUACACAGAGCACUGCCAACUUCUUUAAUUGCAUGUCACAUUAUGGCAUUGGCAAAAGGAUGCACUUUAAACUUUACUUGUUCACAGUUUCCAUCAAUUUUUCUCCUACACUUGAUUGUUAGUAUGGACUGGUCAGAAGCAUAUUAUCUUUUCCCUUAAGACCCUUAAGCCUUGGUUUUAAGGAAAAAUAUACCUUGAUAGCAAGGAAUUAUAUCACUAAUUGCAGCUAAACUGCUGCUGCUGAAAAAAAACCCAAAAAACAACCAAAAAAACUGUAGUCAUAAUGGUUUGGUUGCUGCAGAUAUCUUGUUUUUAUUUAUGGCCUAUAUAAAAUAUUUCAGAAGUCUUAAAACUAUUCUAAUUAUGUUUUACCCUAAAUUUUAAGAUUUCAAUUAAAUAAAAGUCAGCAAAAGAUAACAGACUAACUAGCUUCCUGCAAAAUCUUUGCAACGUAUGGUUUACAUGUUUGGAAAUUAGAUACUGAAUAAAUAGUGACAGAAGUAUAGCAUAUUACUAAAAAAUGUGUAAAAAUUACAAGAUUGUAACAAAAAAUAAAAAACCCCCCAAACCUAAACCAUAGAUUUACAUCUGGUUUUGCACCUGGAUUUGUGUGAGCCACGUUGGUACAUCUGCUUAUCUCUCUGUGCUAUACUCUGUGAAAUUUGACAGAGUACCUGUAGAGAUUUUUCAGUGAUUUUCUUUAACAGUGCCAAACUAUUAUGGUAAGAUACCAGAAGUGAUAAACAUCACAACUCAUGUCACUACAAGACCUUCUGCAAAUAAAUACUGUCUUGAAAAAUGAUGUUUCAUAAUCAAACAAUUUAAUGAGAAAGUGAGUGUUUAAAACAAAACAUCAGGUUUUGAUAUUAAAAAAUGCCUAAGUAUAAAAGUAGCUUGUAUUUUUAAGAAGUAGCUUUUGUAUUUUUUGUGUGGGUAUUCUUUGUAGUAGUUGUUGCAAACUAUUGAAGUUUUCUCUUUCUGUUAAAUAUCUGGAGCUGUCAGUUGCUAAUGCCAAGUAUAUGCCCAUCCUGUCUCCUAAACUAGCAGGCAGAAUGUGGUUUUGCAAUUGAGUUUUGAUUAAAUUUCUAGAAGCUAAAAUUUGGGAAAUUAAUUUAAAUUCUUUGGACCUUUUGGUUUGAAUUGCAUUCAUAUUGAGUACAUUAAUACUUUUAUAGUUUGAACAGAAUUGCAGUGAAAAGUAAAGGCUAAAGCUACAGUGUUAUUGUCGGCAUAUCACAUCUGUGUGUUACAUUUAGGGCCAGCCUUUAUUAUGUUACUGGUUUGUUCAUAAACUUAGUGGUUGCUCCAUGGAAGACUUAGAUUUCUGGAUAAAGAGAAGAAAUUCUAACAAUUUCUCAAAUGAGCUUUUAGUUUCACGAGAGCUUUCUGUCAUAUUAUUUUGUUAGAGUCUAAGGUCAAAUUAGGUUUAUAGAAUAGAAACUUACUUUCAAAUCCUCAAUGGGAAAAAUAACUUUGUAAUUUUCAUGCUGUGGAAGAGAGAAAUUUUCAGUAAAUGGAGCAGAAAGUCAGUAUUCUUACUGAAACAGAAAUAUUAAAUACUAGAAGGUAUCUAUAAUAUUUGAGGCAAUCAGAAAUGUUUAGUUAAACUCGAUAAGGGGAAAAACAGAAAACUAUUUUGGGAUCUGGUAAGUUAAUAAGGUGUAAAACAGUUCACCUGCCUACUGGAUGUUAAUUAAAUCUUGAUGUCUGUGCUACCUAAGCAGUAGUUUAGUUCCUGAAUUGCUUUGAUUUGUGGUCAUGUCCAGAGAUGAUGUGGGCAGAAGGAAGUAGAUAUUUGAAAAAAUAAACUUGUACAAUAGCCUACCUGUGGAGAAUAAAAGUACAAGGAAGCCCUGCAAGAACAGAUGGUUGUUAAGUACACAAUGGGAGGGCAAUACAUAGUUUCACUCUUAAAAGGUUAAAUUAAUAAUUACAGUGCUAAAAUUCAGUUGUUCUCGCUUUUGGGCUUUAUCAUAAUUUUGUAGUGAUUGUGAGAAGGAAAUCCAUUCUCAAACAUUGACUUUAGACCCUGUUUUUGAACUUGUUGCAUACUCUCUGCUAUGUACAUAAGUGAGAUUUGGAUGACUAGUUUGUCCCACCUAAUAUCCAUUAUAUUGGCUUUAUAUUGCAUGGGUGCAGUGCUUGUAUGUUCUUUCAAUUACUUCAACCUAUCAUUUUAUGCACAAUUUGACAAAUUGCUGUUGCUCAGGCUUCAAGCUUGUAUUUACAAGGAGUUACUGUUGAACUAGAUUUUAAUGUUAAAAAGCCAAUAGCAUCAAUAGCUUCAUCAAUAUUAGUAUAUUAAGAUAAAAUUCACUUGUGGGUUCAAAAAUAAUUUUCUCUGUGACCAUGUGAAGCUGUAUUCAGGUACAAACCUAGAAGUUCUCUCACUGCAGAAGAAAAUUUGCAGUGAAUGAAAUAUGAGAGCUGCCUAAGCUUGUUAGUGUUCCCUGGAUUUUUUUGUACAAUUUUCAAAAAGUAAUGGAUUUUUUUGUUUAAGUAUAAGCCAGUUUGAGAAAUGCUGAUCCAAGUUACGCAUGUAUUCCACCCAGCCUUUUUUAUGUUUUUUCCCAAAAUGCUAUCAGUUAUGUGCUACAUAAUUUUGUGACUUGUUCUUAACAGGUACUGCUUUCAGGUACUUUAAAAAGACGUACUAUUAAUGAAGUAAUAACUCUAAAUUACAUUGCAGUUAGUUCUGCAGGCCUUUGGGUGCAGUAUUGACAAAGUGUAAAACAGGACUUUCUCUACCUAGUACAGAAUGGAAGGAGCUAUGAUCUAGAUUAAGAUUUUUUUUUCCCGAGUUUGGGCAUGGGAUUCAGCUAUCAGAAUAGUCUUCAGUGUGCUCAGAACCACAGUGGAGCUAGGGUUUAAGCAAAAAUUUUGUGAACAUUCGUAAGAUGCUUUCAGUGCAAGAUCACAGAGACAUUCAGCCAGCUUACUGGUCAUCAGCUUUCGUUUAUCUGGUCACUGCUCUACUGGUUCUUCUAAAUUUUUAUGCUGUCUGAUAUACUGGAGAGCUUUGUUAAUUCAUUUAGUUUUUCAAAAUGUGUUGCUUCUGACAUUUUGCAAAAAGAGAGCUCUAUGAACAUUUGCCUUUUAAAAGUUCUUUUUUUAAUUUGACUUUUUGUAGCUAUAAAGGGUUGUUUCAUAAAGCACACCUUGGAAGAAGAAAUUUUGGGUUUUUUGGGGUUUUUUUGUACAAAUAUAGAUUUCAAUAUAAAGAGGCUAUAGGUGGUGAAGUUUAGGUAGAACAUAAUUUUCUGUUUGAAGUCCCUUUCUAUUUUUGGCCAGUCUCUGAUUCUACCCUUAUCUGACUAUUGAUAAUCUUUUUCCGUUACUCUUACUGUUCUGUCCCCCACAUCCAGGAUACUUCAUCAAUGUUUCUGUGAACUAUACAGUGUUUUCUCUUUAAUUAAAUGACAUGGCAUUUUAUUUUACUUUUCUCUAUGUCAACAAUUAUGUGAAAUACUGUGAAAAAAUAUAAGUGUGAAAAUAAAUACUCAAAUCUGAAGAAGAAUUAGUUUUCUUGUUGAUCUGUUGGUCUCAGAAAAAAGAAACAACUGCAGUUCUAAUUCUGGGUUGUAACAGGCUUUGUCUAAAAUGGCCCAUGGACCAAUUUUACUUACUGAUUUCUUAUUUUAGAUUAGACAUUUGGAAGAAAGCUUCUUCAAAAGCAUGUCCUUGUCUAUUCUGUUUUCUGUUCUCAUGUGUGUUUCAGCUUGGAUUAUAUAGAUAAAGACAUUUGGGUUACAUUUCAUCCCUUAUGUGAACUCAUGCUUCCUGUGUGAGAUUACUAUAGCUGAAGGGACUUGAUUCUUCUGCUGUUGCACCCUUUUUUGGGUAUGGCUAUUGAUGGUCUUUGUCAUCUUUCUUUUGCUAAGCAGAAGUUCUCGUUGCAGGAAAAUCAUGAGAUCUUAGUUAUGUUGCUGUUUGUAGGCUUAAUCUCCCCUUUCCCCUUUGAUGAUGUGACUGAGCUUUGCAAGUAUUUCUUCCCUGUGAUGGAUGAACUGAGGGUGUAAUGUCCGGUCCUUAAGCAAGAGGGAUAUUUAUAGCCAAUGAAGUGUUUUUCUGCACAGGGGACACUGCAGGAAAUGAAAGCUGUGCAUGAAAGGUGUGGCUCUCAGAACCAGAAGCACUCUCAUAGUCUUCUGUGGAUGAAUUUGCUUUAAAAAGGGUGGCCUGAAGUGAGACUUAAGAAAGUGCUUGGGUCAGGUCAGAAAUACAAGUAUAUAGCAGCUUAUUGCCACGUCGUAUGGGUCUCAUGUCCUAGGAUUUCAUAGGUUUCUCUGGGAUUGCUGGCAGGUUGUGCCUUGCUCAGAGGGCAGGAGACACUGGGCUCUUCCCUCCAGAGUAUGUGUUUACCCUCUCGGUUGUCUGGGCUGGAAUGUGUGUGAAUGUGGCAGCAGUUUGGCUCUGUAUACAGAGAACAGUGUAAUUGUUGCAACCGAUUUAAUAAAGCAUUUCAGGUUCUGGCUGAAAGAUAGGGGAGGUACAGGUAAUUCAAUACUGCUGCUGCAAAUAGUUGUGCUUUAUUCUGAAAGUUAUUCCUAACUCUCUUAGUUAAAUCAGUAGAUUAAUAAAAAAGAAAAAAAACAAACAAAAAACCCCAAAUAAAAAACCUCAAACAACAAAACUCAGCAGUUACAGACUAAGAUAGUUCUUGGUUUUCUAGAAACAAAUCAUUGAGAUUUCCUUUCCAACAAUGCUUCUGAAGCACAGAUAAAAUGGCUUCCUGUCCCAGGGUUUCCUGUAUCCAUGGCAACCUGACUUUAGGCACUUCUUUCUUAGUUUCCUGAGCAAACUGUUUCAAACCCAGGGGCAAAAAUGUGAGUGCUGUAGUACACAGCAAUACUGCCUUUACAAAGGUUUCACAAAUGAGUGUAGUUGGUCAGCUUAUAACAUAGUCCAGUGGACUGCAGACAGCAAAAUAACGGAAAUAAUGAACUUCAGAUUUGGGUGAAGUCAGAGAUGAGUAAGAAGGCCAAAGACAGGGAUAUGUGUAUUCUGAAAAGUUCUCCACCCUGCCCAGGAGCAUUCCUGUAUAUAUUUAAUUGUUUUCUUUUGUUGCUGCUCCAGAAGGAGGCUUUUGGCUGUCCAUCUGCUUGUCAGCUCUGCACAGGGACACAAGUUAGCUGUCGUAAUGCAGGGCUUUCAAGCAUCCCUUGGAACCUUCCAAAAACAACAAUUCUUGUUUACCUCAGUGGAAAUAAUAUAUCACAUGUCACUCCAAAGGAUCUAAGUGGCUUUCAGAAGCUUGCUGCACUCUACAUGGAUAACUCCAGUAUUUUGUAUGUACACCCAAAAGCUUUUGUGGACCUCCCCAAACUGUGCUACUUGCAUCUAAAUAACAAUAAUAUUAAACGCCUGGAUCCAGGAAUCUUUGAAGGCCUUUCCAAUCUUCAUUGUUUAUACCUUCAGAAUAAUCAAAUAGCUUUUCUUCCCAGAGGAUUAUUUAGUGAUCUUCUUUCUGUUAGAUACUUAACACUUCAAAGAAAUCGUCUCAGUGUCCUUGGAAGUGGGACUUUCUGGGGAAUGAUAAGUCUUCAGACACUAAACCUAGCAAAUAAUAAGAUUUCACGGAUAUCAGAUUCAGCAUUUCAUCAUCUUGAAAAUCUUGCAUAUUUGUUUCUUGAAGGUAACAACUUAACACUUGUGCCAUCAAAUGCUAUUGGACGGCUCAAAAAUCUUGAAAGACUUUCUUUGUCUCACAAUCCCAUUGGAUCAAUUGAGCCUUUUGCAUUUAAGGGACUUAACAAGCUUAGAUAUCUGUCUCUGAAAAAUGUCAAGCUAAAAUGUGUUGCUGUAAAUGGAUUUUUUGGAUUAAACAACCUUAGCCAGCUAAUCUUAAGUUAUAAUGAUUUAGAAAGUAUAAAUUCCAGCACUUUCACUUUGUUGAACAAUUUAAUGUAUCUACAGCUAGACAGAAAUAAAAUAGCCAAUAUUGGUGAUGGUACCUUUGAAAAAAUGGGGCAGUCACUUAGAGUACUCAGUUUAGCUUUUAAUAAUAUCACAGAAUUACAGCCUGAAGUGCUCAAACCCUUAGUAUCUUUAACUCAUCUGCAGGUACAUUCUAAUCCUUGGAACUGCAGCUGCAAAAUGCUUGUGUUACUUAAUUGGCUAGCAUCAUCUUCCGUUUCUGCAAAAAUCUACUGUCAGAAUCCCCAGAGCAUGCGUGGGAGACCUUUGCAUUAUAUGAAGUGGGCUUGGUUUUCAAACUGCAUUGGCCCCACUGCCAACCCGGGCUCUGGCCUGAGUCCAGGAUCUGUUGGGAUGCAUCACAGUGCUACCACUCUGCUGAUGGCCUGGCAUAAAGGGAACAGGCACAACACGUUACAACAGUUUGUCACUGCAGAAACUAAGUACAUUGCUUUCUGGGGAGGAACUACAGCUACAUCUUCUACCCCGUUGCCUUAUGAGGAAUAUGCUGUUGAAAUGCCAUCACAGGCAGCUACAGUGUUAUCAACAUUACCAGUGCAAAUACCAGCAGAAAUUCUACCUACUAAUAGAAAUGUAGAAGAAGAACAGUUGUUUACAACAGAUCCUGUUCCUGUAUCAUUGAAAACAACUCUGAUUUGUACACAACAGGUUGAAGAGCUGAAUCAAGCUUUUGACAUUUUACUAGCCUUUUUUAUUCUGGCUUGUGCUGUUAUCCUGUUCUUAACUUGUAAAGUUAUUCAGUUUAGGCAGAAACUAAAGGUGCUGGAAAACUCAGGGGAAAAGAGUAUAGAAUAUUAUGGCUUUUAUCAGCCUGGCAGAUACAACAUAACUGACUCAGUGCAAUCUCUAACUCGGAAAUCAGUGGAACAUUCAGAACUGGACCAAAUAAGGCUGCUCAAGCGAACAGCAUCAGAAAGUCAGGCACAGGUCAUCUUGUUCGAACAUUCAUCAUUGUAAUUUAUCUCAUUUGAUAUGGUGUUAACUGUGGUAUGAAAGGUCAAGAAAUCAAGGACUCGGUUCUAUAAGAAUACCUCCACCAAUUAAAAUCAACUGCUUAACAGAACUGUGGAAAAUGGCACAUUUUGGGUUCUGCAUCACCAUUUGCUUACUGAAUGUUUUGAAAUUUAUUGAUUAUUUCAUUAUGUCAUUUCAAACUAACAUGGAUGGGUUUAUUAACCUCAGUCCCUAUUCGUAGUAAUCAUUCACCUAUGCUCAAUUAUACAUGCAGUAUAAAGUACACUUUAUUUUGCAGUAUUAAUGAUGUAAGUUCCUAUAGAAAUUCCACAGCUAUUGGGAAGCAGCAGAGCAUCUUUUUGAACAUCAUGAAGCCAAGAAAUUUUGGGGAUUUAGAAAACUGUUUCAUGUGUUCAUUGUAAUAGAGUUUCUACUCUUCCUCUAUUAAAUAAAGCACAGUGGAAAAAAGCACAUUUACAGCUAGCAUGUUCAAACUCUUGAGUAAGAGAAUAAUGUCAAACUAUACAAAUUCUGUUCAUAUCUAUAGCAUACUGUAAUAUACAAAGUUGUGUUCAGUCUGUAUAAUGAGUAUAUUAAAGUGAUAGUGUGUAUCUCUAUUGUUUUAUGAAAUACCCCAAAUUGGAGUUAAGAAAAACUAAAUUUCUGUUGAAAUUUACCAAAGUUUAAUGACCAAAUUAUUAUGUCUAAAGUAGUAUUGUCAAUAAAAGAUCAUCAUCUAUGUCAUC
Parus major (Great Tit) is the source of this 10787-nucleotide messenger RNA. It is a transcript of the gene LRRC70, whose product is annotated as leucine rich repeat containing 70. The record is from RefSeq and is a predicted model, not a curated record. NCBI's taxonomy places the organism in Eukaryota, Metazoa, Chordata, Aves, Passeriformes, Paridae. The transcript is spliced from 2 exons. Gene Ontology annotation, molecular function: protein binding. Bases 8119 to 10044 code for a protein of 641 amino acids.